UGUUCUGGAUUUUACACUCUGUACAACACAGCCAUGCCUAGUAAGACUGUCCUCCCCACAGCGCAAGAGGCUCUACCAGGGCGGGCUGAAGCCCUUCAGGUGUCAGCCAAGCAUGCGAUUAAUGGAAACUCAACAAUUCAGCCAUUUCCAGUUGGUCAUGAGCUGGCAAUGUUUGGUAUGGGCUGCUUCUGGGGAGUAGAGCGGCUGUUCUGGAAACAGAAGGGUGUCUUCUCUACACAGGUGGGAUAUGCUGGAGGGUACACUCAAAAUCCCACAUAUAAGGAAGUGUGUACAGGUCUCACUGCACAUGUCGAGGUGGUCCGGAUUGUAUUUGACCCUAAAGUCAUAACUUAUAAAGACUUACUGAAGUUGUUCUGGGAGAACCACAAUCCAACUGAAGGAAUGAAGCAAGGACAGGAUGUAGGCAGUCAGUACCGCUCAGUGAUAUACACCUAUGGACAUCAACAGAAAGAUGCAGCUGUAUUAUCAAAGGAGAACUUUCAAAAGGAGCUUAAACGCAUCAGCCUGGGCACCAUCGCCACAGAGAUCCAUCCAGCUCCAGAGUUUUAUUAUGCAGAGGAUUAUCACCAGCAAUAUCUGCACAAAAACCCAGAUGGCUACUGUGGCCUGAAGGGAACCGGUGUCAGCUGCCCCCUCUAGAGACCAGAGGAUAUGUUAUUCCACUCUCUUUUACAGGGUUAUCUGCAUUUGUGCAUUCAAUAAAAUGUUACACAACCUAA
This is a messenger RNA of Nanorana parkeri, 740 nucleotides long. Its product is annotated as peptide methionine sulfoxide reductase MsrA-like. The record is from RefSeq and is a predicted model, not a curated record. Gene Ontology annotation, molecular function: peptide-methionine (S)-S-oxide reductase activity. Bases 34 to 660 code for a protein of 208 amino acids. Gene Ontology annotation, biological process: cellular response to oxidative stress. Gene Ontology annotation, cellular component: cytoplasm. The transcript has 6 exons. Lineage: Eukaryota; Metazoa; Chordata; Amphibia; Anura; Dicroglossidae.